UUGUGGAUUGAGGCAGUGAUUGGAGGAUAUGUUGGGAAUGAGAACUGGAGGAGGCUGGGAAACAAACAGGGAGUGUUGUGUGGAUUAGAGGCCGCAGUGUUCAUAGUAUACGAAUCGAUACCACAAAAAUGAUCGAAUAAACGGCGCGUUUGGCGGAUUGCAAUGCACAACUAUCGUGCAGGGAAACGGGAGACGAUAUUUCCCGCAGAUCUUUACUAAAGACAAACCACAUCAAUCAAAUCCAGCAUGCGGCAUUUUAUGCGCGGAUCUUGCAUCUGAAAUGAACACAAACGCGUCCUGAGACACUGACAUAUCUGUGCUAUCUCUCAUGGUGAAUCUGACAGGAUUUGUGAAGACGAUUGACAUUAAAGGCGUUAAGUUCUUCAUUCAUGCUUAUGUCGCACGGAUACUGAAGAUCAUCUGUUUGUCUGUCAUUUUGGGUUUAUUUUAGUGACAACAACGGACUCGUCCAGUCACAAGUGAUUCAACAUCACAGAGCAGAGCCAUGCACCCCUGUCCGAAGAGCUGAUGCCCACAUAGAGGUCUCUGAUCAGACACCCUCUGGCUGCAGAGGAUGCUGGGAAUGUGUCGCGGGCGCAGGAAGUUUGUGGCUGCCUCUCUCGCCCUGAUCUUUAUCCCAGCCCUCACCUGGCUCUAUCUGUCAUCCGCAAAUUUCACAGUCAAACCCCUGCCUCUGUCGCCGCUGGAUCCUCAGUCAUCUGUGCUUAUCGGAGCGGCCGCUGAGCAUCAGGAUUUGGCGCUACGGCUACGAGAUGUGGAGGAACAUAACCAUGCACUGCGGAAAGAGAUUAGCCUGCCGCCCAGGGUUCCAACCCAUAGCAGCCAUCAUAGCAACAGUCGCCAAGGCAACCAGUUACACACCCAUUCAACAGAAGAGGGUACAGGUGAUAGCGAGGCUAAAAAAGGAGCAGCCUCGGGCAACAGCUCGGACUGUGUAUCUCAGCCUGUGGUGAACAAAUGUGAGACCAUUCAUAUUGCCAUUGUGUGUGCUGGGUACAAUGCGAGCAGAGAUGUUGUCACACUGGUCAAGUCAGUUCUGUUUCACAGACGUAACCCACUACACUUCCAUUUCAUCACGGACUCCAUCGCUCGAAAGAUCCUGGCCGAUCUCUUCCACACAUGGAUGGUGCCGGCCGUUCACGUUAACUUUUAUGAUGCUGAUGAGCUGAAGUCUGAGGUGUCUUGGAUCCCUAACAAGCAUUAUUCUGGCAUCUAUGGCCUGAUGAAGCUGGUGCUGACCAAGACGCUGCCCUCUGAUCUACAGAAGGUCAUCGUCCUGGAUACUGACAUCACCUUUGCCACGGACAUCGCUGAGCUGUGGGUCGUCUUCCACAAGUUCAAGGGUCAGCAGGUUCUUGGUUUGGUGGAGAAUCAGAGUGAUUGGUACCUGGGGAACCUGUGGAAGAACCAUCGGCCAUGGCCAGCGCUGGGCAGAGGCUUUAACACCGGUGUGAUUCUGCUGUUGUUGGAUCGUUUGAGGAAGCUAAAGUGGGAGCAGAUGUGGCGGUUGACGGCAGAGAGAGAGCUCAUGAGCAUGCUGUCUACAUCACUCGCUGAUCAGGACAUCUUCAACGCUGUGAUCAAGCAGAACCCGUUCCUAGUGCACCAGCUGCCCUGCUUUUGGAAUGUUCAGCUGUCGGAUCACACCCGCUCCGAAAAGUGCUACAAAGAUGUGUCCGACCUCAAGGUGAUUCACUGGAACUCUCCGAAGAAACUGCGUGUAAAGAACAAACACGUGGAGUUCUUCAGGAAUCUCUAUCUGACAUUCCUGGAGUAUGAUGGGAAUCUGCUGAGGAGAGAGCUCUUUGGCUGUCCCAGCGAAACAGACCACAACUCAGAGAAUCUCCAAAAGACCCUGUCUGAGCUGGAUGAAGAUGACCCAUGUUAUGAGUUUCGUCGGGAGCGCUUUACAGUCCACCGCACACAUGUCUAUUUCCUGCACUAUGAGUACGAACCAGCCUUAGAUAACACUGAUGUGACACUGGUGGCCCAGCUGUCUAUGGACAGACUUCAGAUGCUAGAGGCCAUCUGUAAACACUGGGAAGGGCCCAUCAGUCUGGCCCUCUACCUCUCAGACGCUGAAGCCCAGCAGUUCCUGCGAUACGCUCAGGGCUCUGAGGUCCUGAUGAGCAGGAGCAACGUGGGAUACCACAUAGUCUAUAAAGAAGGCCAGUUCUACCCUGUUAACCUGCUGCGUAAUGUUGCUAUGGGGCAGGUCAACACACCCUACAUGUUUCUGUCAGAUAUUGACUUUUUGCCCAUGUAUGGACUCUAUGAGUACCUCAGGAAAUCGGUUGUUCAGCUUGAUAUGGGGAACACUAAAAAGGCUCUUGUGGUUCCGGCAUUUGAAACUCUGCGUUAUCGGCUGUCCUUUCCCAAAUCAAAAGCAGAGCUCCUGUCACAGCUCGACAUGGGCACUCUGUUCACAUUCAGAUAUCAUGUCUGGACAAAAGGUCACGCUCCAACAGACUUUGCCAAAUGGAGAACUGCUACAACACCAUACCGAGUUCAGUGGGAGGCUGACUUUGAGCCGUAUGUUAUGGUCAGAAGAGAAAGCCCAGAGUACGACCGCCGCUUUGUGGGGUUUGGGUGGAAUAAAGUAGCUCACAUCAUGGAGCUGGAUGCUCAGGAGUAUGAGUUUGUGGUUCUGCCCAACGCCUACAUGAUCCACAUGCCCCAUGCGCCCAGUUUUGACAUCACCAAGUUCCGCUCGAACAAACAGUACCGUGCUUGUCUGAAGACACUGAAGGAGGAGUUUCAGCAGAAUAUGUCUCGGCGAUACGGUUUCGCCGCGCUCAAAUACAUGACAGUGGAUAACAACAGCUAGCUGAGCACAUUGUUCAGCAAACCGCUAAAAUAACUGCCAUGAGCUGAUGAAGUGCUGUUUGACAGCGCCUGUAUGGAUGUGUUCAGUGAAACUGAGAUUGCAGGGUCAUUAGGAGGCACGGCUCAUGAUCAUCCAUUCAUUCAGGGAUCCGAUAAGACGUUUAUCAGUGGUGUUUGUCAAAGGUGCCGAGAAAUAAAAUGCUGAUUGGAAGUCAUUGAUGAACUUUUUUGAGAAGGCAAGCAGAUCCCAAAAAUAAGGUCUGUUGUUACUUAUAAAUGAUGGACAACAACACUGAUGCACUUCAGAUUAAAGCCUUGAAUCUGUCUGUCUUUCUGUCAACCUGUCUAUCUUUCUGCCCUUCUAAGCAUUUGCCCGCCUGUCUGUCAGUCUUUUUGUUUCUUUCUGCCUCUGUUUCUAAGCAUCUGUCUAUAUUUCUGCUUGUUUAUACUUUAUAUAUCUCUGUUUAUCUGUUUGUCUACCUAGAUUACCCAUUUAUCAAUCCUUUCUGUUUAGUUUUCUCCCUCUAUCUCUGUUUCUGUUUCACUUUCUAUUCAUCCCCUAGAAUCAGUUUAUCUGUCUCUAACUCUGUCUAACAGUGUGUUUCGAUGUCUAUCUACAAGUAUCUUUAUAUCUUCAUCUAUAUCUGUCUAUCUCUGUCUGUCUAACAAACUCUCUAUCUAACAAUCUGUCUAAAUCUGCCUCUCUAGCUGUCUCUGUCUCAUUCUGUUUGAUGUCUGUAUCAGUCUAUCUAACAAACUUUCUGUAUCUCUAUCUGUAACCUUCUGUCUAACAGACUGUCUAACCAUCUAUCUAAAUCUCUCUUCCUGUUUUUCUGCCUAUAUCUGUUUAAAGGGGUCAUAGGAUGCUCAUUUUCCACAAGUUGAUAUGAUUCUUUAGGGUCUUAAUGAAAAGUCUGUAACAUAGUUUGGUUAAAAUUUCUCAAUGGUAGUGUAAAAAACACUUUUUUUACCCGGUCAAAAACAGCUCUAUUCAGAGCAUGCAGUUUUGUAGCAUUUUCCUUUAAAUGUUAAUGAGCUCUGCUGACCCCACCCCUCUCUUCCCAGCUACUUUCAGAGAGACUGUUUACUUUAGCCAUAUUCAUCAUGAAACUGGCUAAUUAGCACAUUAUUAGGAAAGGCAAUUUGCAGUUUUAUUAAAAAAGCCUUAAACUCACUUCUUCUGUAGGUGAAGCUGGAUGAAGAUUGAUUCGCACAAACAAAGACAGAUUUAUGUAGAUCGGGGGCACAUUCAAUUCAAAAACAAACAUAAAUCACUGCAUCUUCAGCGGCUCAGAUGUUGGGAGUAAAUGACGACUGCUAUGUUCAUUAUUACAUCGAACAACAGAACACCUCAAUCGCUUAGGAGUCAUUC
Messenger RNA from Cyprinus carpio (common carp), 4219 nucleotides. Its product is annotated as xylosyl- and glucuronyltransferase LARGE1. The record is from RefSeq and is a predicted model, not a curated record. Gene Ontology annotation, molecular function: xylosyltransferase activity; glucuronosyltransferase activity. NCBI's taxonomy places the organism in Eukaryota, Metazoa, Chordata, Actinopteri, Cypriniformes, Cyprinidae. Gene Ontology annotation, biological process: protein O-linked glycosylation via mannose.